This is a messenger RNA of Ostertagia ostertagi, 579 nucleotides long. The record is from the annotation of a GenBank genome assembly. NCBI's taxonomy places the organism in Eukaryota, Metazoa, Nematoda, Chromadorea, Rhabditida, Trichostrongylidae.
GGUUAUAGAUGGGACGACUUUGGUACACUUCUCGAGCAAACUCCAGUCGGUAAUGAUGGAAAUAUAGGUCUGUACUUCGAUGAGGACGAAAUUGCUCCAAGAGUCAAGAGAGGCGACUUUAGGUAUCAAAAGGAUGGCAAUAGCUACUCUAUGGUGGAAGAAUUUGCACCAGAGACUGAAGCGCGGGCACUGCUCGAAGGUCAAUCGCUAUUGAAACUGAUGUAUGCCAAAACUAUGGGAUGCACUAAUGGCAAAGGUCGCCUAUUCCUCACCGGCGGUGCGUCGGCCAAUCCCGACCUGCAAAGAAUUUUAUCCGACGUGUUCGCCAUGGACACCUACAUUUUGAACGUCCCAGAUUCAGCUGCCCUGGGCGGAGCCAUGCUUGCCAGAUAUGCGUUCUACUCCCCAUCGUCAUCAUAUAGUGACUACUACUACAAGAGCACUUGCGUUGCCAAAGUUGCCGAGCCUAAUCCGGAGAAACGGUUCGCAAAUUUAAACGAAACGAUGUUGGACGACUUUCUCUGCACUACUGUGACUGGAUCUGCCGAUCUAUCCAGUCAUGGACUAGUGUCGAAUUAG